Molecule: messenger RNA, 4197 nt
Organism: Aphanomyces invadans
Lineage: Eukaryota; Oomycota; Saprolegniomycetes; Saprolegniales; Verrucalvaceae
Exons: 12
Coding region: 1-4197 (1398 amino acids)
Molecular function (GO): protein binding
Source: RefSeq, a predicted model, not a curated record
AUGGCGAAAGAAAGGUCGGAUGACUCGACGACGCAUGCGAACGUGUUCCCCCGCGAGGGUCUCCAGGGCGAUGGCCUCUUGCAUAACCCACCGAACGAGUCGUCCAGCAAGCGGCCGAAGCCCGCGCCCGUUGUCAACAUCCACAAAGAGUAUGACGCGAACGGCAGCUACCACAAGACGCGGCAAACGAUCAAGGAGAUCAUCACACAACACAAGGCCAAAGCGUUGUCAAAUCAAGAGCGGUACAUGCGUGAGCAGCAAGCGGAGAAGUUCAGGACCACCUUCCUUGAAACGCGAAUGGCCACCACGGGGGUCCCAACUCUCAACACCGUCUCUGUCGUCAUGGAGCGGCGCCGAGCACAGGGCGAAGCUCGCAUGAAAGGUCUCGCCAACGAUACACCGACGCAAGCCGAGUCCAUUCAGAUCGCCAUCCACCAAAGCUACGGCAGCGGCAAACUUGACAUCAAAGCGUUGGGAAUUGACGUGCUCCCCGAAGCGCUUUCGUCAACGUUCAUGCUCCAAAUGGCCCGGUUCAUCACCCACGUCAACAUCAGCCGCAACGAGUUCCGAACGCUGUCUCGGCAAUUUUGCGACGGAUUUCCCGGCUGCCAAGUCUUGAAUGCAAGUGAAAACAGCAUCAUGUCGAUGGCCCCCGAGAUUUCGAGGUGGUCUGAAUUAACUUCCCUUACGUUGGACUGCAACCGCCUAACCAGCCUCCCGGACAUGCUUCCCUCCACUCUGACCUGCUUGUCCGUCGCGCGGAAUCGGCUGAACGAAGUCUCGUACAUGUAUCGCCUCAGUGCACUGACCUACGUUGAUUUAUCUCACAAUCAACUCGUGACGUUGCCCAACGCCAUGUACGAGCUCAAGUACCUCCGUACGUUUGCGUGCGCGAGGAAUGCUCUCAUUACAGCAGCUCUCCUGCCGCUUCCUUCCUUCAAAUCGCGGCGUGCGAAGGCCAACUCGAUGGACGACGACAACGACGACGACGGCGAUGGAGACAAACCAGGGAUGCGAGCACAAGACUGGGUGCAGCAGGUGGACCCUGCGACGAAACAACCUAUUUAUUACAACAACAUAACUCGUGCUGUCACUCGAAUUCGACCUGCCGCACUUGGACCAACCCCAUCGACCACGGCAUGCGUUCCAAAGCUAGUAUUACCCAAUUCGGCCAACAGCCCUGACUGCAGUGCUCCUCAAGCAAAGCAACCAACUCACACUGCCAAGCACUUUCCAGGAGGGUGGGAGGUGAAGAAGGACGUGCCGACGCAGUUCCUCAAUCAUACAAACGGUGAAAUAUACGACUGGGUGCCAAAGGAGCUCGAUCGGUAUGAGGGGUUUGUGCAUAUGGAGCACCUCAAUCUGUCCAGCAACGAAAUUCAAGAGCUCCCCUCGUCCAUGGGCGAUAUGCUCCAGCUGCAAGUCCUCGAUGUCGAGCACAACCAACUCUCGACGUUACCAGACACAAUUUGCCAGUUGAAAAACCUGACUGUGCUGCGAGUGGGCUCCAAUUUUCUCACAACCCUGCCGACCCAGUUUUGCCGCAUGCCCAAGAUCAAAGAAUUGGACAUGAAGCUGAAUCGAAUGGUGGCACUGCCAUCCGACUUUGGCCAGCUCACGAGCUUGACCCACCUCGAUGUAAGCGGAAACUCGUUGGUGGCCGUGCCACCGUCGGUUCUGCAGCUCACACACUUGACAACGUUCAACUUGGUCGGAAACAACCAUCUGAAAGUGCCGUCCGCGGCAAGUCAGAAGAAUGGGAUUCCGGCCAUCUUUUGGGAAAUCAAAAAUCAAAUCCACAUAGACGCCAAAGGAAUGCCACCGCAGCCACUUCAAGUCACAACAGGCAUUGCAGCAGAGUGUGUGUCGACCGAUCUACACGUUCACAAAGAGCUGCUGCAACGGAUUGAGAGCGCCAUGACCACCCAAGUGUUGGAUUUUCACUGGCGCAACCUCACCGAUUUGCCGUUCCAGCUCUUCGACGUGACCAACUUGACGGAGCUUAGAUUAACUGGCCAUGCGCUUGGACGAGUGCCCGUCGAAAUCGCGCGGCUGACAUCGCUUCGCAUCCUCACCUUGCGCAAGAACGAGCUCACCGAGUUUCAUGCAGAGUGCAUCGCAUCGUCGUGUCCGUGGGAAAUGCUCGAUUGCGAAAACAACCAAUUGAGUCAACUACCACACACCAUCGCGCAUUGCACCAACCUCCGGGUGUUGCGCAUGGGGUGCAACAUCCUCGAGAAACUACCGGACCAAAUGGACACGCUGUUGGCUCUUGAGGAAUGCCUCGUUCCUCACAACCAUCUUGCGGCUCUUCCUGAUACGUUGGCCCAUCUUACGGCGCUCAGGGUGCUCGAUGUGUCGAAUAAUCGCAUCGAGACGCUGGCAUCGUUUGACUUUGCUUGCCCCACAAACCUCGUCGACUUUCGAGCAAACUUGAACUUGCUCUCGGAAUUGCCGCCGUCGAUCGGUCGGUCGAACCUUCUUGCCUUGUCUCUGUCUGGCAAUCGCUUCAAUGUGUAUCCACCGCCCGCAACGGAAUUCAAACACAUCGAGCGGAUUUGGAUGCAAGCCAACAAGAUCGCCGAGCUCCCUGUCGAGUUUGGGAACCUUCGGACGCUGCAACUGGCUCAGUUCGAUGGAAAUCCACUUCGGUCACCGCCUCCCGACAUCUUGGCCCAAGGCGUCGAGGCCAUCCAUGCAUAUCUUCAAAAGCGCAUCGACCGUGUCGUCGAGUUGAAGAGGCUUCUGGCAGCCGCUCAGUAUGGCUUCCACGACGAUCACUUUACUCCACAAGCGAAAGAUUUGCUCCACUCGGGUAUCCUGUUCCUGCUACCGUCGGAUCUGGCAGAUUUUGAAAAGAAAACCGACACGUACAUCAACGGCCCGUUCUACGAACACCCAACUGUUCGUGGGGUCGAUCUCGUUCAAGCGCUGGUCGAACUCCAGUUUCAGCGAGCGCAAACGGCGCGGAAGGCUGUACUGGAAGAUGUUCUCAAGCUGUGUCAAUUGAUUCAAGCCAAACGAUGGCUAGACAAAGUCGAGUUCCGCUACGAUUUAACUCGACCGUGGGGUUUUGAAGCAGAAGACUCCCUUGUGUACAUGAUUGAUCCGUGCGCGCUAUACAACGAUUGGGACGACAUCCCUGGCAUCUUGGGUGUCAUCAAGAAGCGCGUCGAGCGCGGCUUCAAGGACGAAGCUUUUAAUCACACCCGCGAGGUCGUGGAAGAUGCGCUGAACCAUUACAAAGGAGUUUACGGCCCCGUGGGGCUGGCCACGGACAAAGUGCCGUUUCGAUGCGGGUGCGAAGAGCUCCUUCGAAAGAAUAAGCGCCACGAGCCGUGUUAUCGCUUUGGCUGGGUCCUUCUUCAGAUAUUCAUAUCCCCCGAAGAAGCGGCGCGGCGUCAGCGGGAGCAGGAACAUCUGGCUCAAGCCCUGUGUCAAGUUCGUAGUGAAAUCCACACGUUUUGCACGACAUCGCGUGAUGGCAAGGCGCGACUGUUAAAGGAAGCCAAAACGUUAAAAGGCGAGCGAAAGCAGCGGGUGAAGGUUAUUCAGAAGCAGCUUCCUCACCUCAAGCGCCAAAUCGAGUUGCGACGGGCUGACUUGCAUGUAGCAAUUGAAAAACACGCGUUGGACAAAGCCGUGGCGGGAGAAGGAUGGAUGGACCAGGACGAGAAGCAAGCUAUGUUUGUACAAGAAGACAUCAACGACGACAUUACUCGCUUGGGAACACAAAUCCACGACAUGCAAGCGCUACUCAUGAAGAUCAAGGGCGAGCUACGUCAAGAUUACAACCAUUAUGCGACCGAAGUGAUAGAUAAGCUGCUGGUCGAGGCCGGCGCUCAAGUCCGCGACAGGAUUAUCAACAACCAUCGCAUCAAAGCCAUUCGAAAGCAAUACCGACGGCCGUGGGAUGGCCCGAACGGCCGUGACUUUAUCCAGUUCAAACAACAACAUAUCGGCUUGCCACCGGUCGAAUCCCCGCGAGACAACAGCAGUAUCAGCGAUGUGAGCGGCGACUUGGAUGAUUUCGCCAACGACUGGGAAGAAGACUCGGACGGGGCUUUGCCAUCGCUAAAAUCGUCAUCGCCAUCCGAAGACGAAAAUGAGCCCAAUGAAAAGGCCAAACACGUCGAAGGCGACAAAAACAGCAAUGGAGUGGCGGACCCCGACGAUUCCGACGACAGCGACAUUUAG